Molecule: messenger RNA, 1706 nt
Organism: Prunus persica (peach)
Lineage: Eukaryota; Viridiplantae; Streptophyta; Magnoliopsida; Rosales; Rosaceae
Exons: 3
Coding region: 486-1187 (233 amino acids)
Biological process (GO): protein histidyl modification to diphthamide; tRNA wobble uridine modification
Cellular component (GO): cytosol; nucleus
Molecular function (GO): metal ion binding
Source: RefSeq, a predicted model, not a curated record
ACCUUUGUGAGCAUUGGAAGAACAUUCAUUACCAUUUUGGAUAUUGGUACGUUUUGGUCAUUUUUUAUUUUAUUUUUAUAAUUUUAUUUCCUAUAUGGAUUAGUUUGCUGAUUAAUUUUGAGAUUAGGGUCCUUCUUGUGGAUUAAUUCUGUAUAAUUUUGUGUCCCAAUUUUGUUUUUUUUUUCUUCUGUUUUUUUUUUGUUUUUGUGUAUAUAUUUUAAAAAAUUCUAUGUUAGUUUCUGCUGUUGAGAUUCCAGGCUUUCUAUUUUGUCUUUUUCUUCUUGGAUUUUUGAGUUAUCAAUGUUAUGGCUUAGGAGCAUUGUAUUAUAAGACAGCAAAGGCACAUUGUAUUGACCACAAGAAAAGUUCUACUAAUUCUUUUGUAUCAAUCUCACCAACAUUUCUUUUUCUAUACAAAAUUGUUGCUGGGUUUUUCAUCUUGUUUGAGUUGGAUUGGUGCAGAAGGUGAUCAAGACCUGUUCAUCAUGGAAACAACAACAAUGGUGAAUAUCAAGAUGAUCAUGGCCAUGCUGUUGAUGGUGAUGAUGGUGUUUGUUGGAGAUGCAGCUGAUACAAAUAGUGUAUAUGAUCCUUGCUCAGAUGCAAAAAUCCGGAGAUUGGAUGGUUUUACUUUUGGUCUUGCAUUUUCAAAGAAAGACUCAUUCGCAUUCAACCAGACUCAGCUUUCACCCUGUGAUAGUCGUCUAAACCUCGCAGGAAAUAAUGCACAACUUGCUGUGUUUAGGCCAAAGGUUGAUGAGAUGUCUCUCCUAACUAUCAACAGCAGCACCUUCAGCCCGAUUAACGCUGGUGGCUAUAUGGUAGCGUUCGCCGGACGCAAGUAUGCAGCGAGAUCACUCCCAACAUUGAUUGCUGAUGAGUCAAACACCAUAACUAGUUUCACCUUGGUACUUGAAUUCCAAAGGGGCACUCUUCAAAACUUGUAUUGGAAGAAAUUUGGGUGCAAGGCAUGCUCCGGGGACUAUUCUGUUUGCCUCAACAACGAAGAUUGUGCUGUGCCAAACUCAAAGUGCAAAAGCAGUGGGGGAUCUUUUGACUGCAAUUUAAGCAUACAGUUGGCAUUCUCAGGAACAGACAAGCAUCUUCAAGUGCUUAACUCCUGGUAUGAGGUGAGAAAUCUUCGAAGCUACUCGCUGUAUGGCCUAUUCUCCAAGCUUCUGCAGUGAUCAUGCAACAACUAGAACUGCUCUGUAGAAUAUGCUCUGAUGGAAUGGUCUCCAAACUCACAAGCUCGAAUAUAUGGUUAUUGUAUUCAACCUGGUCUUGAUUUUUAGGCGCCCAAAAUCUUCGCAGGAACGAAAAGCUGUCGCAGCUAUGUGUAUGAAUAUGUAGAAGUUAUAUGCACCAGUCAAGGCAUCAGGGUGAGCACAGAGAGAAAUUAUAGAGUAAAAUACUUAUUGGGGGUUUGCUUUGUGGGCUAACUAGAGACACUGCAAAUAAAUUGAAUCAAUGUUGAUAUGUGAACGUCGUGUAAUUUGCAAAACAGCUCGGUUUUCUUUUCCACCUAUUUGUUAGUUUUUUUUUCUUUUCAUCUUUUUAAUCAUUCAAGUCCCAAAAUUCAGAUGUAAAAGGUAGUUCCAAUGUGAAAUAGACCCAUAUACUUGUCUGCCUCAUUGGUUUUUGUAGAACUCCUUUGAAAUCAUAGAAAUGCUGUUCCAUAAUGGAACUUCUAUUGUUGUUUUUUC